Strongylus vulgaris is the source of this 603-nucleotide messenger RNA. NCBI's taxonomy places the organism in Eukaryota, Metazoa, Nematoda, Chromadorea, Rhabditida, Strongylidae. The record is from the annotation of a GenBank genome assembly.
AUGGAUCCUUAUAUUGUUAUGAUAUCUGCCAUACCGUUAACAUUCCAACUGAAAGUCAACCUUAUUUUAACAAUUGCAAUAGCAUUGGAUAGAGUUUUGGCUCUUUAUGUACCUGUUCGAUACAGAAUGAUUUCAUCGCUGAGAUUCGCCGCUGUUGCACUGGUCUUAGCUACAAAGAUCGCUCUUCCUUCCUUUUAUGAGAAGAUUUUUGCUGGUAAAAAAUGCGUUACCAGCAUUGCGCGAGUUCUGCUACAUCUAACUAAGGUCACUCCUAGAGUUGCACAAAUGGCGAAUAGGUCAUCAACAAGUUUUUUGCUCAGCUCCCUAGUUUGCCUCACAGUUCCUAGUGUGAUUGUCGGUGGCGCGGAGUUGUUUGGUUUUUCCUUAUUCGAAUAUAUAGGACCUUUCUACCUUGUCGGUCUCCUUUGCGCUAAUUGUAUGAACUGCAUAGUCUAUGCUCUUUUCAAUAGCGAGAUAAGGUUACAAAUGAGAAGGUGUGCCAUCGACCUACGCAGCAACAGUUUGUCAUUUGCUCAAAAAAGAUGCGAAAUAGGCUCCAAGUCAACUUCAAAUAUAUCGCGAACACAUCGACCUCAGCAUUAA